This is a messenger RNA of Monomorium pharaonis (pharaoh ant), 1497 nucleotides long. RefSeq names its product transmembrane protein 43 homolog (gene Tmem43). Bases 128 to 1363 code for a protein of 411 amino acids. NCBI's taxonomy places the organism in Eukaryota, Metazoa, Arthropoda, Insecta, Hymenoptera, Formicidae. The transcript has 6 exons. Gene Ontology annotation, cellular component: nuclear inner membrane. Gene Ontology annotation, biological process: nuclear membrane organization. The record is from RefSeq and is a predicted model, not a curated record.
CGAGUUGACGGUAAAUAGGUUCGAAUCUCCGCUAAGAGGCGCCGAACGUCACGCUUUGCGUGCUUCGAGGUUCGAGGUUCGAGAUUAACCAGACCGACAACCACCGACAACGGACGUUACGGACGAAAUGUAUCGCGCGAAUGUAGAUAGAGCGUACACUUUGCAGCAGAAUGGUCAGCAGAGGGGAAACGCGGACAGACUUCACCAGAAUUGUUUCAGACAAGCCGCUUCUAUGAAUCAAACAACGCCGAUGACGAUCUCGGAGCAAUUCAGGCAGUCAUGGCUGACAGCUAUAAUUGGCUCCAUUAUGUUCGCCACUGGGAUGUGCCUUCUAUUUUGGAACGAGGGAAGAGCCGUGAAAGUGGCGCAUUCCCUGGACGAGGCUCUGCGCAAUGUGAUCGUGCUUCCCAACUCGAUGACACUGGCACCCGAAUAUGAGGGCCGCUUGAUACACCUGUCAGGUCCUUUGCUGAUCUCUGAACCAUUGACCGAGCCAGAUUACGGGAUCAUUAUGUCAAGCGUGAAGCUGAAGAGGAGGGUUCAGAUGUACCAGUGGGUUGAAAUUGAGGAAGAACAAAGUUUCAGUGGAAUAACCGAGGAUGAGAAGCACUACUACUACACGACGGAAUGGAAGGACAAACUCGUAGAUUCGGACCACUUCUACAUUCGUGCCGGUCAUCACAAUCCAAAGGAAAUGCCGAUCAGGAGCCAGGUGCAGAUCGCGGACGAAGCGAAGAUCGGCGCAUUCACGCUUGGCACAGAAUUGAAGAAGAAGUUCAGCGAUUUUGUAGAGAUCACUAGUGACGAGAGACCAGAGCAAAAGAACAUUAAAAUGCAUUCCGGAUUGUAUUAUCACAGUGCAGAUUUGUGGAAUCCACAAGUAGGAGACAUCAGAAUACAAUUUUCCUACGCGGGAAAACACGGGGAUGUUUACUCAGUAGUCGGAAUGCUGGAAAAGGACAUCAUUAAGCCGUAUUACACUACUCAUGGGGAAGAGAUCUUACUUCAACGAAGACAUAAGAUGUCAGUGGAUCAGAUGUUUCAUUUGGAACAUGUGCAUAACUACUGGCGAACCUGGACUGUCAGAGGACUUGGGUGGUUGGUCUUAUUUGUGGCAGCAACAUGCUUAGCAAAUAUAUUAAAAACAGUUAUACUAAAUUCUACAUUUCUUUGCGGUAUAAUAGCUGUCGAAUCUUUAACUAUGUCGGUCUCCAUGUCUAUUAGUUUAUUGGUAAUUGGUUUUGCUUGGGUUUGGUAUCGACCGGUCAUCGGUCUUUGUUUAGCGCUAGCAUCCAUUUUACCAUUUAUUUACUCGACAUUAACAUCUGGCUCUCAGCAACGUGAUAACUAUAGAAGAUUAUAGAUUACGUUCAAAUGCCUUAUAAUUUAUUUAAUGUAUAUAUAUUUAUUCAGUCUUCUCUUUUUCUCUCCUUAUUUUUAUAUUUUUUUUUUCUUUUAUACUACACACAUGUGUAUAUUAAAAAAAACAUAAUUAAG